Gossypium arboreum is the source of this 4068-nucleotide messenger RNA. RefSeq names its product trans-Golgi network-localized SYP41-interacting protein 1-like. NCBI's taxonomy places the organism in Eukaryota, Viridiplantae, Streptophyta, Magnoliopsida, Malvales, Malvaceae. The transcript is spliced from 3 exons. The record is from RefSeq and is a predicted model, not a curated record. Bases 1286 to 2959 code for a protein of 557 amino acids.
CUGAGGAACUCCAAUCAGUGGAUAUUGUUGGAAGAGCUAGAUGGCUUGCUAAUGAAAGAAAUGAAUUGAAGGGUGCUUCCUUGGACUUCUGUAGAUUGAAAGAUUCCAUUUGGGCAAUUGAUUUACCAGAAAAUGUCUCAUUUUCUGAUUUAGGUUCUCGCUUGGCUUGGCUUAAGGAAUCUUUUUACCGGGCUAAAGAUGAUAUAAAUAUGUUGCAAAAUGAAAUGUCCAGAACAAAGGAAGCUGCAAGUGAUGAGAUAGAUAAAUUGAGUGCUUUACAUUCGGCUGUACAACAAGAGGAGGACUAAAUUAAGGAAGAAUUAGAUCACCUCAGAAUUAAAAAAGAUGAAAUUGUUGCAAAGGCAGAACAGAUAUCAUUGGACAAGGAUCAUUUAAGUGAUUCACUUGCAGCAGAACUAACUGAGAUGGAUAAAGUCCAAAAGGAGUUGGAUGAUCUCACAAAUAAAUAUGAAAAUAUAGUUGGGAAGGUCCGUCAACUUUCAUCAGAGAAAGAUCAGAUGUUUCGGUUGUUGGUAGAGGGUUCUGGAAAAGUGAUGGGGGAUCAACAAGUGAUCGAAGAGACUUCUUCUAAUCUACCCGUGUUAAUAGAUAGGUGCUUAGAGAAGCUAAAGGAGCAAACAAGUCCAUCUCUGGAGACUCCUUUUGUGGAUGCAGAACUGUUUGAAAAAUACCAAAGUCUUUUGUAUGCUAGGGAUCUGGAGUUGAUGCUUUGUAAGGAAAUCCUAGAAGAAGAUAUGCUGGUGUGGUCACAACUAAAUGAUCUGUCAAAUCAGUUCAGAGUAACUUCUCAGGAACUUUUUUCAUUGAAGGAGGAGAAAGAUGUUCUGCAAAAAGAUCUUGAACGAUAAGAGGAGAAAGCUGGUCUGGUGAGGGAGAAGUUAACAAUGGCAGUUAAGAAAGGAAAGGGACUGGUUCAAGACCGGGGCAACUUAAAAAUUCUUCUGGAGGAAAAGAAGUCAGAAAUUUAGAAGCUGAGGCUUGAGAUACAACAGGAAGAAUCUAGAGUUGCUGAGUGCAGGGAUCAGAUCAGUACUUUGUCUGCUGAUUUAGAGCGUGUACCGAAGUUGGAGAGCAACCUUGUAGCUAUGAAAGAAGAAAGGGAUCAACUUGAGAAGUUCCUAACUGAGAGCAAUAACAUAUUGCAAAGGGUAGUUGAAUCUAUUGAUCGCAUUAUUAUUCCAGUUGACUCAGAAUUUCUAGAGCCUAUAGAGAAGCUGGACUUGCUUGCUGGGUAUAUUGAUGAUUGUCAGACUGCCAAUAGUUGAUGGAAGUGAAGGAAGAGUCUAGUAACCUGGCUGGCAAGUUAGCCCAGGCCCAAGAAACUAUGAAAUUACUUGAAGAUGCAUUGGCUGUUGUGAAAAAUGAUUUGUCUCAACUUGCUGAAGAGAGGAAGGAGAUGGAAUUUGAUAAAAGAAAUAUAGAAAUAGAGUUGCAGAAAACAAUUGAAGAAGCUUGUUUACUUGAAGAGGCUUGCGACUCUAGAAAGUCACUUGAAGAGGCAUUGUCACAGGCAGAAAAUAAAACUUCAGUGCUUAUCAGUGAGAAAGAGGAUGUCCAAGGUAACAAAGCUGCUUCAGAGAUGGAAGUGGAGAAAAUGAGAGAGGAAAUUGCUAUUCAGACCAGCAGACUCGCAGAGGCAUAUAACACUAUAACAACACUUGAAAAUGCACUUUCUCUGGCAGAGAAGACGGUUGCUUCACUAACUGAACAAAAUAACAAUGCACAAGUGGAAAUAACCAACUUAGACAAUGAGCUGAAGAAACUAAAAAAUGAAACUGAUACACACACUAGCCAGCUGAAAGAUGCUGGCAAAACCAUAAAAUCGCUGGACAAUGCGUUGUCUAAGGCAGAAAAUGACUUUUCUGCACUUCUAGAUGAAAAGAGAACUGCUGAUCAGGAGGUGUCAACUCUUAAUUCCAAAAUGAACGUAUGCAUGGAAGAGUUGGCUGGAAGCAGUGGCAACUUAGCAAGCAGAUCAAAGGAGUUGAUUGGUCAUCUCAACAAUCUUCAAAUGCUUGCCAAAGACCAAAGUUUGUUGUUUACAAUGAGACAAUGCUUUGACAGGAAUUCGGAGCGCCUUAAAGAUAUGGAUCUUACCAUUAAAAAUGUAAGGGAGUAUUUGUUUGACAAGGAUUUGAAACUGCUGCAAGGUUACCCAUUCAUUGAGGAUAUUGCUAGCCCGCUGAGACAAUUUUCUGAUGAUAGUGAUAAUACUUUAAACAUUGAAAUGGAGAAUGAUGAAGCAAAUGCAAUAAAUGCUGAUGAUGUUUCUUUAUGUUUUAGAAGGGUUACUGAAGGGUUUCAGAUGCGAAACAAAAUCCUUGCAGAUAGGUUUGAGGGCUUUUCAAGCUUCCUAGAUGAGUCAAUAGCAACCGUGUUAAAAAAAUUACAUGCCAUAGAGGAUGAGGUAAAAAGUAUGAUCAAGCAUAAGGAAUCCUUGAAACAAGAAAAUGUUCAAAAGGUGUUGGACGAUCUCACAAGUAAAUAUGAAAAAGUAGUUGAGAAGGUCCAUCAACUUUCAUUAGAAAAAGACCAGAUGGUCAAGUUGUUGGUAGAGGGUUCAGGAAUAGUGAUAGGCGAACAAGAAGGGACUGAAGAGGCUUCUUCUAAUCUACCUGGGCUAAUCUAUAGGUGCUUAGAGAAGAUAAAGGAACGAAGUGCAUCUUUGGAGACUCCUUUUGUGGAUGAAGAUCAUUUUGAAAAUUUUCAAAGUCUUUUGAAUGUUAGGGAUCUGGAGUUGAUGCUUUGUGAGGAAAUUCUGGAAGAAGAUAUGAUGGAGAGGUCACAACUGAAUGAUCUGUCAAAUCAGUUCAAAGUAACUUCUCAGGAACUUUUUGCAUUGAAGGAGGAGAAAGAUGUUCUGCAAAAAGGUCUUGAACAGUCGGAGGAGAAAUCUGGUCUGUUGAAGGAGAAGUUAUCAAUGGCAGUCAAGAAAUGAAAGGGAUUGGUUCAAGAUCGGGAAAAAUUGAAAGUUCUUAUGGAGGAAAAAAUGUCAGAAAUUGAGAAGUUGAGGCUUGAGUUACAACAGGAGGAAUCUAGAGUUGCUGAGUGCGAGGAGCAGAUCAGUUCUUUGUCUGCUGAUUUAGACAGCAUCCCAAAGUUGGAAAGCAACCUUGCAUCUAUAAAAGAGGAGAAGGAUCAACUUGAAAAGUUAUUGUUUGAGAGCAAUAGAAGAUUACAUAUGGUAGUUGAAUCUAUUAAUUGCAUUGUUAUUCCAGUGGACUCAGCAUUUCUAGAUCCUGUACAGAAGCUGAACUUGCUUUCUGAGUAUAUUUAUGAUUGUCAGACUGCCAAGAAACAGACUGAACAAGAGUUGAGGGAAGUGAAGGAAGAGGCUAGCGUCCUGGCUGGCAAGUUAGCAGAGGCCCGAGCAACUAUGAAAUUACUUGAAGACGCAUUGACUACAGUGAAAAAUGAUUUGGCUCAACUUGCUGGAGAGAAAAACGAGAUGGGAACUGGUAAAAAGAAUAUAGAAAUAGAGUUGCAGAAAACAAUUGAACAAAGAGAUGAAUCUCAAAGCAGGGUUUUCAAGUUGGAGAGUGAUGUAGAAGGAUUGGAAGGUUCAUGCAGAGAAAUGAGGCUUAAGAUAGCGGGUUAUCAAGCCAAAGAGGACAGAUGGGGGUAAAAAAAAGGCAGAACUUUUGUCAUCAUACAAUAGUUUGUUAAUGAAAGAUAAGGAAUCUGACGAGUUGAGGGAAGUGAAGGAAGAGGUGAGCAUCCUGGCUGGCAAGUUAGCAGUGGCCCAAGCAACUAUGAAAUUACUUGAAGACACAUUAACUACUGCAAAAAAUGCUUUGUCUCUACUUGCUGAAGAGAAAAAAGAGAUGGAAACUGGUAAAAAGAAUAUAGAAAUAGAGUUGCAGAAAACAAUUGAACAAAGAGAUGAAUCUCAAAGCAGGGUUUUCAAGUUGGAGAGUGAUGUAGAAGGAUUGGAAGGUUCAUGCAGAGAAAUGAGGCUUAAGAUAGAGGAUUAUCAAGCCAAAGAAGACAGAUGGAAGGAAAAAGAGGCAGAACUUUUGUCAUCGUACAAUAGUUUGUUAAUGAAAG